AUGCUGUCUUUUCUGCUCCGCGUUGCCCUCGUGACGAGCUUCCUCUCCGGAGCCUUCGCCCAGACCUUUGAUUUCAGCAGCCUUCCGGAAUGCGCGCAGAAGCCCAUCCUCAACACCAUCGGCAAGAGCAAGUGCGACCCGAGCAGGCUGCAGUGCCUAUGCAACGACGAUGCUAUCAUCAGCAACCUGGCCCCUCUCAUCGCCCAGGCGUGCAGCGGCGAUGAUAUGAUGAGGGCUGUGGCAUCCGCACACGCACUUUGCCCAAAUCUGUCAACUCAGAGCGUGAUAACGGUCACGGACGCGAAGACAACGAUGACGAUCAAUGUCGGCCAGAUGUCCGUUACUCCCACUGCGCCUGUCACGACAGCGAGCGCUUCCGGCGCCGAAGCAAGCGGUUCGGCGUCGGAGUCGGGGUCGGCUGAGCCAACGGCCUCGGGCACCGGUGCCAAUACCACUUCGGACGGCAACAGCACCAGCCCCGAGCAGUUCCACGGCGAUGCGCCGGAAUUCGGGCCUAUGCGCCUGUGGUCGAUGAUCAUCGGAAUUCUGAUAAUGGCCAUGAUAUUUGCAGAGCUGUGA
Lasiodiplodia theobromae is the source of this 579-nucleotide messenger RNA. Its product is annotated as Cfem domain-containing protein. Lineage: Eukaryota; Fungi; Ascomycota; Dothideomycetes; Botryosphaeriales; Botryosphaeriaceae. The coding region runs from base 1 to 579 and encodes 192 amino acids. The record is from RefSeq and is a predicted model, not a curated record. The transcript is spliced from 2 exons.